Messenger RNA from Juglans microcarpa x Juglans regia, 2219 nucleotides. RefSeq names its product THO complex subunit 1. Gene Ontology annotation, biological process: mRNA export from nucleus; regulation of DNA-templated transcription elongation. NCBI's taxonomy places the organism in Eukaryota, Viridiplantae, Streptophyta, Magnoliopsida, Fagales, Juglandaceae. The transcript has 22 exons. The record is from RefSeq and is a predicted model, not a curated record. The coding region runs from base 264 to 2087 and encodes 607 amino acids. Gene Ontology annotation, cellular component: THO complex part of transcription export complex.
AAUUUCUGGCAUUCCAUUUUACCUGUACCUUUCGACUUUGAGCCACAUAAAGCCCUACUCUUCUUUUACCUGUCGUUUCAAGUUUUUGUUUUUUGUUUUUUCGGUUGACGAUUAAAACGUUGGGGAAAGGGAUUGGAAACACGUUUGGAGUUCCGGCAGGUUUCAGAACUCAUUGGUUGGGUUCCGAAUUGGAGCAUCGACUGCUUAUUGUUGUUUUGAGAGUUGUUGGUUCUCUGCCGAGGCUUCUUGGUUGAAUCUGCAGCAUGGAAGUGUUCAAGAGGGCCAUCCUACAGCCUGGGCCACCUGAAAGUUUUGCACUACAAACAGUUCAGGAAGUUGUAAAACCUCAAAAACAAACAAAACUAGCCCAGGAUGAGAAUCAAUUGUUGGAAAAUAUUCUUCGGACUCUGCUUCAGGAACUGGUGUCAUCUGCGGUACAAUCAGGGGAGCAAAUAAUGCAGUAUGGGCAAUUGAUUGAUGAUGGGGAAACUCAGGGUCAUAUUCCUCGUCUUCUUGACAUUGUGCUGUAUCUUUGUGAGAGAGAACAUGUUGAAGGUGGCAUGAUAUUUCAACUGUUGGAAGACUUGACAGAAAUGUCUACAAUGAGAAACUGUAAAGAUAUUUUUGGUUACAUAGAGAGUAAGCAAGAUAUUUUAGGGAAGCAAGAGCUUUUUGCUCGUGGGAAACUUGUGAUGUUGAGAACGUGCAAUCAACUUCUUCGUCGUCUAUCAAAGGCGAAUGAUGUGGUGUUCUGUGGGCGAAUUCUCAUGUUUUUGGCACAUUUUUUUCCAUUAUCUGAACGUUCAGCUGUGAAUAUAAAAGGAGUUUUUAACUCAUCAAAUGAAACAAAGUAUGAGAAAGACCCUCCUGAUGGAAUAUCUAUUGAUUUCAACUUUUAUAAGACCUUUUGGAGUUUACAGGAAUAUUUUUGCAACCCUGCUUCUUUAACUCCUGCUCCUGCAAAGUGGCAGAAAUUCACAUCCGGUUUAAUGAUUGUCUUGAAUACGUUCGAAUCUCAACCAUUAAGUGAUGAAGAGGGGGACGCUAAUAACUUGGAGGAAGAAGCAGCAAAUUUCAGCAUUAAAUAUCUUACAAGCACUAAACUGAUGGGUUUAGAAUUGAAGGAUUCAAGCUUUCGACGCCAUAUUCUGGUGCAGUGCCUCAUAUUGUUUGAUUAUCUGAGGGCUCCAGGAAAGAACGAGAAAGAUUUGCCAUCUGAAAGCAUGAAAGAAGAAAUAAAAUCAUGUGAGGAGCGUGUGAAAAAGCUGCUUGAAAUGACUCCACCUAAAGGGAAGGAUUUUCUCAGUAAAACUGAACACAUAUUAGAACGAGAGAAGAAUUGGGUGUGGUGGAAACGCGAUGGUUGUCCAGCAUUUGAAAAGCAACCACUAGAGAAGAAAACAGUGCAAGAUGGAGCUAAAAAGCGUAGACCAAGGUGGAGACUGGGAAAUAAAGAACUUUCUCAGCUGUGGAAGUGGGCAGAUCAGAAUCCGGAUGCAAUGACUGAUCCUCAACGUGUCCGAACACCUUCCAUCAUGGAGUACUGGAAACCCUUGGCUGAAGACAUGGAUGCAUCAGCUGGAAUAGAAGCUGAAUAUCACCACAAAAAUAAUCGGGUUUAUUGUUGGAAAGGUCUUCGAUUUUCAGCUAGACAGGACUUGGAUGGAUUUUCUAGAUUUACAGACCAUGGGAUUGAAGGUGUUGUUCCUUUAGAACUUUUGCCACCUGACGUUCGGUCAAAAUACCAAGCAAAGCCAAACGACAAGUCUAAGCGUGCUAAGAAGGAAGAAACAAAGGGUGCUGCACCUCAAGUUGAGGACAAUCAGAUUGCUACUCCUGCAAGUGAAGUUGAUGGUGAGGGAAUCAGAGCUGAUCUUGAAGCCUCGGCAGCACAGAUGGAUAUUGAUGCCACGGCAACUGGAAAUAUAUCCCAAGGUGGCACUCCAACACCGGAUGAACAUCAGAAGCAAAGUUCCGACACUGAUGUUGUUCAAGAGGCAGGUCAGUUAGAAGCUGAUGCUGAGGUUGAGACGGGAAUGAUAGAUGGAGAGACUGAUGCUGAAGUUGAUUUAGAUGCUGUUGGCUGAUAUGGUAAGAGUUGAGGGACGUUCUUGGUUGCACUUAAAUCUUUGAUUAAAAGCAUGUGCGCAUUGUAUUUUUCCCACCACAAUGGCAAUUUUUCUGGUGUUUUUAAUGUAACUACCAGAUUUUGGGGAACA